Messenger RNA from Tinamus guttatus (white-throated tinamou), 1152 nucleotides. NCBI's taxonomy places the organism in Eukaryota, Metazoa, Chordata, Aves, Tinamiformes, Tinamidae. The record is from RefSeq and is a predicted model, not a curated record.
AUGUGAGAAGGCAUCUGUAACCUACUUGCAGUGAGUACACAGAAAGAGCAGCUGUUGCAUGCGAACCUGAUGGUUUGCAGUGCCCACAUACAUAUGUGCAGGACAGAGCUACAGAACCGAAAAGAGGAGACAAUCUCCUACAGACCUGAAGAAUGCUUUCAAAAUGCAUGCAGAGCAAAGGUUGCUAUAUCAGGUCUAUUUGAAUACCUAUUGGUGUGGAAAGGCUCUAAUCACUUUAGCAAUAAGGAAAAAUCACAGUGUUAUGCAGUGUUUUGUUUGUUCAGAAUGGGAGCUGAUGUUUUUGAUACUGAGGUCGCUAUUGUGCAUAAAGCAAUAACAGAUACUCGUUUUGAGAAUGUAAUCAUAUUGAAAGAAGUUCUUCCUCAGAGGGAGAGGAAAUUCCCAGUGUUUCAAUUACCCCUUGUUUUGUCACUGCCCCUCACUGAGAAGUUUGGCCCCAUCUCCUUUACAUUCUCCCUUCAGGUAUUUGUACGGAUUGGAAAAAAAAAUCAAGCUAUGGAUAAGGACACCAAGAAAAGAACUAGCAACGUUUCUGUUAUCAAUCUUGUGGCUGGGGAGGCUGUGACGCAACUUUCUGCUACUGACAGUAAGGAACUUCACAAGUGGAUGGAGGCUUUCUGGCAGCACUUUCAUGAUCUGAGCCAGUGGAAACACUGUUGUGAAGAACUUAGGAAAAUUGAGAUUAUGUCACCAUGGAAACCACCCUUGUUCCUGACACAAGAGAUGACCUCCAACUAUGAUGAUAUGAGCAUCGAUUCUCCAGUGGAACACGAGGGCUUAGCUGACAUCAUUCAAAGAACUCAGAGCGGCAGCAAGUUCCUGCUUGGCCAACAAAAGGCGUCUGCAACUUCCUUACAGGCCUUGCUUUUCCAUGGAUCUCAUGAGAAGGUUGUUCAGAAAAAUGUUUAUCGAGCUGCAAAGGAGGAGGGUGCAAGUCCUAAUGAUGGCCGCGGAAGAAGAGCUUCACCUCCACCACCCGAUAAAUCACCAUACAGUGCACAAACCCAGCUGAAAGAGCCGCUGGGCAAGGAGAACUGGGACAAAUCUGGAGGCACGCGUGGGAGUUCCUUUGAUUUGAGAGACUCAUCGCUGCUCCUCACAAGCUGGCUCCUUGUAGAAAAUGCCAUUUAA